UUGUUGGUUAAUGAUAAAGAAGCGUAAUUUUUGCAAGUUUGAAGUUGGAGGAACAGAGAGAGAGAGAGAUAGAGCCUGCGCGUAUGGAGGAGAAGAAGGGUGUGGAGGAGCCGAAGAUCGUGUGGAACAAGAAGCAGAAGAGGUUCGAAACAGAGGACAAGAAAGCGUAUCUUCUCUACGAUCUCAGAGAUGGUGGCAAAGUCAUGGACAUACUUCACACCUUCGUCCCUCCCAGCAAGCGGGGCUUGGGUUUGGCCUCUCAUCUCUGCGUCUCCGCCUUCUCCCACGCCCGCUCCAAUUUCAUGUCCGUCAUUCCCACCUGCUCUUACGUCUCUGGGACAUUCCUUUCUCGGAAUCCAUCUUGGAGAUGUGUCGUGUUUGACCACUCGGAGGGUCUCGAAUCCAAAAUAUGAAUUUGCUUUUAAGCAAAUGUAUUUGUAAUCAUAAUUUAUAAACAGUUGCUUUCCCUUCUAAGCUUUGUAAUUACUGUCGCUGGAAGUAGUUUUUAUGAUCGUCUCCUAUUUAUAGGGCAAUGUGUUAACUGCCUGUACAAACAGUUCAUAUCCAUCUCAUCAAUCUCUGGUCAAGUUUUAAUUGAA
Diospyros lotus (date-plum) is the source of this 599-nucleotide messenger RNA. RefSeq names its product acetyltransferase At1g77540. NCBI's taxonomy places the organism in Eukaryota, Viridiplantae, Streptophyta, Magnoliopsida, Ericales, Ebenaceae. The transcript is spliced from 2 exons. The record is from RefSeq and is a predicted model, not a curated record. The coding region runs from base 84 to 413 and encodes 109 amino acids.